UUGCACGUGCAGACAAUGGAAUUGCUCGCACGUGCACGGUCGCUGCCGAAACUCCAUCGUCUUCUUAAAUCACCAUUCGCCGCCCCUCUUCUUUCAUUCAAUCCCCCUUACUCCCCAUUUCCGAUCGAUAUUCUCUGCUCGCCGAUCGCCAUCAAUGUCUUCCACAAUCGACGAGAUCGACUUAGAGUUCUUCCCCUUCAUCCGCCUGUACAAAAGCGGCAGAAUCGAGCGCCUCACCGUUCUCCCCACUCUCCCCCCUUCCCCAAGCGAUCCCAUCACCGGCGUCGCCUCCAAAGACGUCGUAAUCGAUCCCGCCGCUCCCGUCUCCGCUCGGCUGUACCUUCCCCAACUUCCAUCGCCGCCGUCUUCAAAGGUUCCUCUCCUCGUCUACUUCCAUGGCGGCGCUUUCUGCAUCGAAUCGGCCUUCUCCCCCACUUACCAUCCCUACCUCAAUUCCUUAUGCGGUCGAGCAGGGGUUCUUAUUGUUUCCGUCGAGUACCGGCUGGCUCCCGAGCACCCGCUCCCUGCUGCCUAUGAUGACUCCUGGGCGGCGCUGCGGUGGGCGGUGGGUGGGUCUGACCCAUGGAUCGCGGCUCACGCGGAUCUGAACAGAGUGUUUCUCGCAGGGGACAGCGCAGGGGCGAACAUCGCCCACAGAAUGGCGGUGCGGGCGGGUGCGGAGGGAGGGGUGCGUGUCGAAGGUACGGCGGCCAUCCACCCAUAUUUUUCGACGGGGGAGGAGGAGAAGGGGACGUUGGGGGAUAAGCUGUGGCGUUUGGUGUGCCCAGGGGCGAUCGGAGGGACGGGAGACCCGAGGCUGAAUCCGGCGGCUGAGAGUGAAGGAGCGCUGAAGGGGAUGGCCGGGCGGAGGGCGGUGGUGUUUCUUGCGGAGAAAGAUUUUCUGAGGGAGAAGGGGAAGGCUUAUUUUGAGGUGCUGAGGGGAAGCGGGUGGGAAGGGUUGGUUGAAUUGGUGGAGACGGAGGGAGAGGGCCACGUGUUCCAUCUCAGCAAGCCGGAGAGCUACAGAGCUGGGGAGUUAAUGGAAAAGCUUGUUUCUUUUCUCAACGGCGCGUCCCAUUGAAUUUAAAAUCUUCAUUUCAAUCGCCUAAAAGUUUGAAGUUUUGGAUAAUUGAGGGGUUGAAAUUUAAAAUUUUAAGUUUGGAUUGAUAUGUAAAAAUCCUUUGAAUGGUUGAUCUCUACUUGCUUGCAUUGAAUCAUGAUUCGGUUUAUUUUAA
Messenger RNA from Phalaenopsis equestris, 1235 nucleotides. Its product is annotated as tuliposide A-converting enzyme 1, chloroplastic-like. Bases 155 to 1081 code for a protein of 308 amino acids. The transcript is spliced from 2 exons. Lineage: Eukaryota; Viridiplantae; Streptophyta; Magnoliopsida; Asparagales; Orchidaceae. Gene Ontology annotation, molecular function: hydrolase activity. The record is from RefSeq and is a predicted model, not a curated record.